AUGCCAGACGCGAGGAGAGGCGCUGUCCCCGUCUUACAGACUAGCGUCCGCGACUCGCCGACGCCCCCGCGGGCUGCCCCCUCGCCGGGGCCCGGACAGGGACCGCCGACCCGGGGGUCCGCUCCGCCCACAGAGUCAGAUGGCAGCUGCAGCGCGUGGGGACCCGGCUCAGGACUCGGCAGGGUGCAGGGGAGCCCGGAGCCCACCGUGCCCUGCCAUGGUCCCCUGCCUCUCCGAACUUCCCUCUUGGUGCAGAUUGUUACCAAUACAGAAGCACUUGUGGACCCUGCAGAGGGCCUUGUGACCUUCGAGGACGUGGCCGUGUACUUCUCCCAGGAGGAGUGGGGUCUCCUUGAUGAGGCUCAGAGGCUCCUGUACCGCGAUGUGAUGCUGGAGACCUUUGUGCUCACAACAUCCCUGGAUUGUUGGUGUGGAGCAGAGGAUGAGGAAGUACCUUCUGGGCAGAGUGCUUCUGUAGAAAGAGUAUCACAGGUCAGGACUUCUAAGGCAGGUUCCUUCAUCCAGAAGACUCAUCUCUGUGAGAAUUGAGUCCCAGUCUUGAAAGACAACUUACAACCUUCUGAGCUCCGAGUGGCAUGUUCUGAGCAGAAAUCAUACUUGGGUGGGGGCUCUAGAGGCUUCAGGAGGUACAAACCUUCACCAGUAUCAGAAGCAUGACAGUGGAGAGAAAAUCUUCAAAAUGGAUAUGGACAGUGCCUUGUUCGUGACGAGCUGCAGGUCCCUUGUGUCGGUGAAGCCCUUCACCUGUGGGGAGGGUGGAAAGGACUUUCUGGCGACCGUGGGCCUUCUCCAGCACCUGGAUCCGCCCCACAGUGAAAAGCCACAGAGCGGCACUGCGUGUGGGGAGCCAUUUACUGGCAGAGUAAGUCACAAAUGGAUCGCAUGCAGGAGAGCUUUCAGCAACACUUACACGCUUGACCGCCAGAGAUUCCACAAUGGACAAGGUCUUGAUGAAUGUAGCAAGGUGGAAAAGACGGCAGCUGCAAAUA
Messenger RNA from Suricata suricatta (meerkat), 1010 nucleotides. Its product is annotated as zinc finger protein 211-like. Bases 1 to 549 code for a protein of 182 amino acids. The transcript is spliced from 5 exons. NCBI's taxonomy places the organism in Eukaryota, Metazoa, Chordata, Mammalia, Carnivora, Herpestidae. The record is from RefSeq and is a predicted model, not a curated record. Gene Ontology annotation, biological process: regulation of DNA-templated transcription.